Molecule: messenger RNA, 1359 nt
Organism: Caenorhabditis remanei
Lineage: Eukaryota; Metazoa; Nematoda; Chromadorea; Rhabditida; Rhabditidae
Exons: 5
Coding region: 1-1359 (452 amino acids)
Biological process (GO): protein stabilization
Molecular function (GO): adenyl-nucleotide exchange factor activity; protein-folding chaperone binding
Source: RefSeq, a predicted model, not a curated record
AUGCCUGUCGUGAACAUCCCCAUCAAGAUCCUCGGACAGACACACUCGCACAGUCGAAGCAACUCAUCAUCUUCCGCUGACAACGAUCGUCAGCAAGCUCCGCCUCCUCAACAAACCCCUCAACCUUCUCAACAAGUACCAACGGUUAACACCAGCAACAUGCAUAAUAACGGAUUCUCGUCAAGCUUCCCGUCUCGCAGCCCGAUUCCGGACUUCCCAAGUCCAUUCUCAUCAGGGUUCCCGAAUGAUCCAGAAUGGUCAAACUUCCCGUCCUUCCCAAAUUUUACGAGUGGAUUUUCCAACAACCACUCCAACUUCCCAGAAUUCCCUAGAUUCGGAAGAGAUGGAGGACUAUCUCCAAAUCCACAACAGAUGUCGGGAAGAUUCACAAGAAGUCCAACACCUCAGUCACCGAACGGCACGAUGCGCCGUCCCCCGAGUUCUCAACAGACUCAGCAUGCUCCACCACAUCCAGCUCAGCAACAAUUUCAGCCACGUCAAACCACUCCGCCAUCCACUACCACCACAGCUAAACCAACCUCUCGUCCACCAUCGCGUACUCGUGAGCCAAAAGAGAACGAGGUGCCAGAGAGACCAGCGGUGAUCCCAUUGCCGUAUGAGGGUAAAUUGGAAAGGAACGGAAGUCGUGAUUCAGGAAAAUCCGAUGAGAACAACAUCGAGGGAAACAUCGCCAAGAUCACAUUGGGCAAGAAUAAUUACGAGUUGUGUCAAGAACGCGAGACGGACGGAGAUCCAUCUCCACUGACAUCUCCAAUCACCGAGGGAAAGCCGAAGAAGGGAAAGAAACUUCAACGUAACCAGAGUGUUGUGGACUUCAAUGCGAAGACUAUUGUGACUUUGGACAAGAUUGAGAUCCAGGUUGAGCAGUUGAGAAAGAAAGCAGCUGAACUUGAGAUGGAAAAGGAGCAGAUUCUUCGUUCUCUCUGUGAAAUCAGUGUCCACAACUGCAUGUUCAAGUUGGAAGAGUGUGAUCGUGAGGAGAUCGCAGCGAUCACCGAUCGAUUGACAAAACGUACAAAGACGGUUCAAGUCGUUGUGGAGACACCGAGAAACGAGGAGCAGAAGAAGGCGUUGGAGGAUGCGAGCGCGAUGAUUCAAGACGUUGGAGGGCUGAUUCAGCAGGAUAUUGAGAAGGCGAAAUUGUGCCUCCAAACCUACCUCAACGCGUGCUCUUCCGAAGAAACCGUCGGCUCCACUUGCCAAAAUUUCCUGAACAUCAUCGUCCAAUGCGCCGUCGAUGACCAAAAACGUAUCAAACGUCGUCUGGAGAAUCUGAUGUCUCAAAUCGAGAACGCGGAGAAGACCAAAGCCGAUUUGAUGGACGAGGAAAGCGAGUAG